Girardinichthys multiradiatus is the source of this 3686-nucleotide messenger RNA. It is a transcript of the gene pgap3, whose product is annotated as post-GPI attachment to proteins phospholipase 3. Gene Ontology annotation, molecular function: hydrolase activity, acting on ester bonds. The record is from RefSeq and is a predicted model, not a curated record. NCBI's taxonomy places the organism in Eukaryota, Metazoa, Chordata, Actinopteri, Cyprinodontiformes, Goodeidae. Gene Ontology annotation, biological process: GPI anchor biosynthetic process. The transcript has 8 exons. Gene Ontology annotation, cellular component: endoplasmic reticulum membrane. The coding region runs from base 276 to 1370 and encodes 364 amino acids.
UUUUAAAAAGUAAGUUGAUUACAUUUAAUUUUUUCAUAUUUAAGUUGUAGACCAGACUAACUUGUUGUUACCAAUGAACUCCGCGUUUUUUCACGGAUAAUUCAAGCUACUUUUAAAAGUAGCUACUUUUAUUUUGAAGCGGCAACCGGAAGUUGUGUAGCUGUAAAAUCUGCUCCCGGUUUGAGGACGGGGGAGGAGGGGGGGGGAACGCGGAACUGUAACCGUGCAGCUAUUUAUCCGGUUUGUCCCCUCUGACUUAGAAUGAGCCAGCGCUAAUGUCCACCGCUGGCUCCGCUCAGCCGCUGUCACCCCGCUGUGCCUUCAUGAGUCCUGGUGGGCCCGAAUCACCCGCCAUGGCCUCAGCGUCGUUUCCCCGGUGCACAUCUGUCAGACUUUCCGUGUCGGUCGCCGUCAUCCUCCUGCUGAUGUCGGUGACCGCUGUGCAAUCCUCUCAAGGCGACAAAGAGCCGGUGUACCGGGACUGUGUUAAGCUCUGUGUCCGCAUGAACUGUACUGGUGCCCGGCUGCGGGGUUUCGAGUCCAGCCAGCCGCAGUACAUGACUCUGACAGGUGAGGCGUUGUUAGCAGGUUGGACAUGCCGGGACGACUGUAAAUAUCAGUGCAUGUGGACCACCGUUGGCCUUUACCUGGCUGAGGGCUACAGAGUCCCACAGUUCCAUGGGAAGUGGCCGUUUGUGCGCGUCUUGUGCUUUGAGGAGCCCGCAUCUGCGCUGGCGUCUCUGCUCAACGGCAUGGCCUGCCUGCUCAUGCUGCUGCGUUAUCGGAGCACGGUGCCACGCCAGAGCCCCAUGUACCACACCAUCAACGCCUUCUCUCUGGUAUCUCUGAAUGCUUGGUUCUGGUCUACAGUGUUUCACACCCGGGACACAUAUCUCACUGAGAAAAUGGACUAUUUCUGUGCAACAGCAGUGAUUCUUUACUCAAUCUACCUUUGUUGUGUCAGAACCCUGGGUCUGAGGCGACCAGGUGUGUCCAGCAUGGUGGGGGUUCUGCUCAUCCUGACCUUUACAUCCCACGUGUCCUAUCUGACUUUUGUCAGUUUCGACUACGGCUAUAACAUGGCAGCCAAUGCAACUAUCGGCAUGGUGAACCUGCUGUGGUGGCUGUGUUGGUGCUGGCAGAACCGACGGACUCUCCCGUACUGGUGGAAGUGCGGCCUAGUGGUGCUGCUGCUUCACGGCCUGGCCCUGCUGGAGCUGCUGGACUUUCCGCCGCUGUUCUGGGUCUUAGACGCCCAUGCUGUGUGGCACCUCAGCACCAUCCCAGUACACUUCCUUUUCUACAGUUUCCUGAUAGAUGACAGCCUCUACUUACUAAACACAGAGAAGUUGGGGGUUAAAGUGGAGUAGGAGGAGUUGACCGCCUCUUCAUUGCACCUCCACUCGCUCACGUCUCCAGUCAGGGCACCCAGAUACCUGAACACAGAAGCAGCUCCGCCUCCUAGAUGGCACGCAUCACACCUCUGACUCACAUCAAAGUAGACUUUGUUUACAUUUUUCUAUUUUUUAUUGUAGUGUCAUCUUUCUCAUUUUAAAGUUGUCUUUUACUUUGCCUUGCACUGCCACAUGUGCUACAUUCACUAUUAUCACAACCACUCAUUUUGAGACAACUCUUGGGAAAGAGGUACUUGAAAAGAAAAAGAAGAGGUGCAGUUGAGUUCCAGCUGUCCCUGAAUUGCGCUGGUGAAAUGAAUCCCUUGACCUGAGAAAUGACUCCAAUGACCGCAGGUUUAAAUCUGCAACAGCAGUCGUUGUCAGCGGCAGUCAAUAGAUGGCAGCAGAUCAGUUAUCAGGCCUGCAUCCGCUCUGCAAGGUGGGCCGUCGUCUGCCAAAAAUGGACUGAUGGACACAGAGAGGCUCCCUCCUAUGAAGAGGAGGCUGCCAGCUGAUUGUUCUGGAAAGACGGGGAAGGGCCUUUAUGUUGGAGGCUGUUCUAGCUGACUGCUAUUUUGUUCUCACCAUCACACCUUUAUUUUUGUGCCUCUCUUGUUUCCAUAACUCCUUUUGUUGAGUUUUCUUUUCAUCAUCCGCCUCAUUUGAUUUUGUUGUGUUGGACCAGUUUGUGCUUAAUUCUGCCUUUAUUGCACCGUGCUUUUUCUGAGUUUGAAUAUUUUUUUGGGUGGGAUAUGAUGAGAUGAAUAUACUGUCAUUCCCCUGGGUUGCCUUUUAGCAUGAGGAAGGAUUGAUGUGGGAGAACGAAGUCGAAGGAUGAGUUUUUACCAAAUUCUGGAUUUAGAUGUAAGUUGGACUGAGCGCUCCAGUGUUCAUUUUUUAAAUAUUAUUUAUUGUAUUUUGAUUUAUUUCUUCCAUAUUUCCCCACACAUACAUUACAACAGCUGGAUAACCUUAAAGUCCGGUAAACAAAUCGUCCUCGAUCCAUGUUUGCCUUACACUUCUGAUUCCAACCUUCUAGUCCAUGAGCAUGCUUAUUUUUUAGUUUCAGAUCUUUAUUUUUCCUACUAGAGGUGAAAUGAUGUUUCUUCAUCCCUCUGAGCUACACUCCCACAUGUGCACUUUAUCGACUAAGCGUCCAUUCACGUGUUUUUGCCGUUGUUCGUCUGAAUGAGAACGUAGACAAUGAGGAGUGUGGAGGCGUGAAACAUGUUGCCUUUUCUGGACAUUUUGUUGCUUUUGCCAUUAAAAACUGAAUGCCUGUUUGUGUGUCUAAGAGGGUGAUCAACUGUGGGAGCCAUAGUCCAAAGAAAAACUUCAGAGGAACUACUGAUCAAGACCAUUUUAAAAGGUUGAAAGAAAGACUGGAUCCUUUGUACGGUGGGCCAAAAGUGCCAUGAUCCAAAACAUAAAUAAAUAUGUGAUAACUUAAAUGAAAUUGAAAAUAAAUACAUAAAAUUCAUAAAUAAACUUUUCCAUAAUUAAAUGUUCAAUAAAUAUACAGUUAGAUUGGAAUCAUUACAGCUCUGUAUUCAAUAUUUCAUUGUUUCAGUCCAUCACGAAAUGAACUUUGGCCCAUCAGAUUGACCCUAACAUGAUUGGUUAACCUAAACAGCCAGGUAACUUUGGACCAAUUAUGUUUAACUUCCCUCCAUAUCUACAUGGAACCUAAAUGACAUAAUUCAAUACAUUCUUGAUUCCUUUCAAUAUUACUUAUUAGUAAGAUUAAUCAGGGAAUAUAGAAUUAAAAUAGUUUUUGUUUACAAGAAAAAUUAUUUUACUACUUAUUUAUUAGUUUUGUGCUUCAGCAAAUCAAGUUUAACUGGUGAGUGGGUGGGGCAAACACAUAAGUAAAGGUGAUUGGUAUGAAAGGCAGGUUAACCAAUCAGAACUCAGGAUUUAAUUGAUAAGAGACUUUAAAUAAUUUCACUAUGGAUAAUAGUGCAGGACCUAUGAAAGAAAGCAUGAAAUAUUUCUACAUAAUUGCAACAUGUAAUUAAAGUUUCAAUUUAUAAUAAUAAUUUAUAUAAUUAUAAAAGUGUUUAAUAUCUAAUUACUGAAAUUAAUAAACCGACACAUUUAGAUAAUUAAUAAUUGAUUUCUUUGAUAUGAUUGUAUACAAUUUUAAUUAAGUUAUCACAUAAAAAAUUAAACGUUUGGGGCGCUUGUGGCUCCAUACUUUGGAACCAUUAAUUUUUGAAUGUUGAAGUAAAAGAAAAUUAUAUAAAUAUUUGUGAAUAUGUUUAUGAAAUCAUAAAUAAAGAUUCAAACUUA